AUGGUCAUGGAGAAAAAACACGUCCAGCCAGAAGUGUAUGUAUAUGGCAGUUUCACUUUUGCAGUAAGUAUAGUUCCUGAAGGUACAGAAGAAAAGACUGAACUGCCAGUGCUGCAGAAGUCUGAAAAAAGUGGAACAGUGGGUAAAAUAAGCAGAGAAUUAAAAGAAAUUGUAUUUAUCAUCCAGAGUCAAAGUAAUUCUUUUCAUUCCAAGAGAGCAGAAGAUCUAAAAAGAGAUAUUUUAAAACAGGCUGCAGAUCUUGGAAAGGAGUUACCUACAGUUCUGCUUAUUCAUCAGAUGGACAGACAUGAAGGUGCAUGGACCAUACUGCCGUUAAUGAGAGACUUCUCUGUUACCUAUGGUAGGAACUCCUCAUGGAUUUUCUUCUGUGAAGAAGGUACAAGAAUACAAAUUGUAAAACUUCUGGAAACACUUCGAAGAUUUGACAGAUCUAAGGAGUGGUUUUUAGGUAAAGCGUUGUAUGAUGAAGAAUCUACAAUAAUUCACCACUACGCCUUUGCUGAAAAUCCUACAGUCUUUAAAUUUCCAGAUUUUGCGGCUGGUUGGGCACUUAGCAUUCCACUGGUUAACAAGCUUGCGAACAAGUUGAAAAGUGAACCACUCAAGUCAGACUUUACAAUAGAUUUAAAACAUGAGAUUGCACUAUACAUUUGGCAGAAAGGGGAUGGACCACAUCUUACUCCAGUGCCUGAGUUCUGUACAGAUGAUGCGAACUCAUAUAAGGUUAAUCAUUGUGCAACAACAUUCAGUAAUUUUCUGCCACUUUGUGGAGAGCCAGUGAAAAAGGAAGAUGUUUUUGUUGCUGUAAAAACAUGUCGGAAAUUCCAUGGAGACAGAAUACCAAUUGUAAAGCAGACUUGGGAAAGAGAGGCUGCUCUUAUUGAAUACUACAGUGAUUAUGCAGAAAUCUCCAUUCCUACUAUAGAUUUAGGAGUACCUAAUACUGACAGAGGUCACUGUGGGAAAACUUUUGCCAUUUUGGAAAGGUUUUUGAAUCAGAGCUCUUCCAGAACUCCUUGGUUAGUCAUAGUGGAUGAUGACACAUUGAUAAGCAUCUCCAGACUCCGAAGACUGCUCAGCUGCUAUGACCCAAACGAACCAGUAUUUCUUGGAGAGCGUUAUGGUUAUGGCUUGGGAACAGGAGGAUAUAGUUAUAUCACUGGAGGAGGAGGGAUGGUUUUCAGCAGAAUAGCUGUCCAGAAACUACUUGCUAGUAAAUGCCGGUGUUACAGCAUGGAUGCUCCUGAUGAUAUGGUCCUUGGGAUGUGUUUCAGUGGCUUAGGAGUCCCUAUAACACAUAGUCCACUCUUCCAUCAGGCACGGCCAAUGGACUAUCCAAAAGACUACCUUUCUCACCAAAUUCCAGUAUCAUUUCACAAGCAUUGGAAUAUUGAUCCAGUGAAAGUAUAUUUCACAUGGCUGGCACCAAACACAGAAGAUUCCUUCGAUGGAAAGAAAGCUGGAUAUAACAGGGAGGAUUUAUAAGCAGUAGAAGAAUUUAAAUUUUGAUUAAUGUACUGCAGAUGAGAGACAGCCACUAACUGUGAUUUUUCUGUUGUUCUCAAGCUGUUCAUCUGUUCAUGACAUAGAAGAUAAUGUUUUGUGUCUGUUUGUUAUGCUCUUUCAGAGCAAUGGAAGAAGAUACCUAACUGAUUUUUCAAUGUAUUUUGUUAAGCUUGGUUUCUUUUUAAAAUGUUUUUUAGGCUUUAUAUCCCAGUGAAUUUGACACACAAUUAAAAUGUCUCAUACAUUAUCUAUGUUCUGUUUUGGGCUUUGAGUCAGACAUCAUCAAUUUACAUUUUAUUCCUCAUUAUCUAAAAAGCUGCAGUUCUUGAUUGCCUGAUAUUGAACAUUCAUAGCUCUCACUAACUUCAGAAAACAGUUCUCUAAACUAUUCUGAAACAGAUUCUUGAUAACUGAGAGAGGAGAUGUGACUUUAUUUCUAUGACCAGGAGCUAGACUGAGAGAAGGCUAUGUUCCUUGAUACUCAUUUCAAACAGAAAUAUUGUAGUUUCCUGGGACAGAGGGACCAAGCAUGCACCACUCUUGAACCUUUGAGUUGAUUAGCAUCUGUGAGGAAAGUGACAUUCAAAAUCUAAAAAAGGUAAAGGUUGGGGAUUUUUUAAGUGGCCAUGAGAGGUCACUGCGGCUCCUUUAUGAACAUAUGUCACUGUAUAUCUGUUUGGCAAGUACAAAUGUGACUCUUAAGGAUUUUUGAAGAACCGACUCUUCAGUAUUUCUGUGUGCGUUUCCAUGGUAUAUAGAUGCGAGCUUUAAAAAGUUUGCGAUAUUCCUAAUUUAUAUCAAGUAAUUUUAUGCAUACAACAUGUAAAGAAGGAUUCAUAUUUAAAAUGUUCUUGAUUUUUUUUGUGUGUGUAAUUGUUUUGUAAAAUUGUACAAAAUCUGUCCUUAGUAUGUUCUAAAUGAAUUUUUAUACUGUAAAACUGUUCCUUUUAAGACAACAGUUAUAUGGCACUUGUAUGCUGUUAUCUAACUUUGCUUACUAUAUUGUAACCAAACACAGGGUCUUAAAGCCAUACUGCUGAAGUCUUUUGUGUUUUGUUUUAUGAGUAGGUUAGAAUUUGAUUCCAUUCCAAUAUGAUGCAAUACUUACUUCACGUCUAAAUAGAGUGGCCACUGAUUCCUGUUUCAGCAAUUACUGAAGUUGUAUAAACAUUUGUUUGUGAACAGAGCUUGUGGAGUUUUAAGCUGUUGAAUAGCAAGCACAUAUUCAUGAUAGAUUCAAAUACUAAAUAAAUAGGAGUAAUCCAGGUCAUGUAUUUUUCUUCUUCUUUCUUCCCACUAUCAGUGCCUUGAACAGUAGACGUUUUGCUGGUACCACUUCUAUGUUCUCUGGUACCAUGGAUGUAUCAUUAACUAUGUUUACUGUUUAGAACUGUAAGAGCUGAAAGCUGAAUAAAAGCAUACUUG
Messenger RNA from Struthio camelus australis, 2952 nucleotides. The record is from RefSeq and is a predicted model, not a curated record. NCBI's taxonomy places the organism in Eukaryota, Metazoa, Chordata, Aves, Struthioniformes, Struthionidae.